This is a messenger RNA of Cannabis sativa, 1154 nucleotides long. Its product is annotated as putative fasciclin-like arabinogalactan protein 20. The record is from RefSeq and is a predicted model, not a curated record. NCBI's taxonomy places the organism in Eukaryota, Viridiplantae, Streptophyta, Magnoliopsida, Rosales, Cannabaceae. The transcript has a single exon. The coding region runs from base 1 to 972 and encodes 323 amino acids.
AUGGCGGCUUCACUUCUCAUCUCUCUAACUCUUCUCUCAUUUCUUUCUCUCUCCUCCUCACUCCCCUCAAACACCAUUAUCGAUGCCUCCGAGAUUCUCUCCGACUCUGGCUUCGCUUCCAUGGCUCUUACUCUGGAUCUCGUCUCCCAAACCCUAACCCAGAGGACUCCUUCUCUCACGAUAUUUGCUCCGGCCGAUGACGCCUUUAAGAGAUCAGGGCAACCCGCUCUAUCUCUCCUCCGUUACCACUUCUGCCCCCUCACUUUGCCGCUGGAGACCCUCAAAUCGCUUCCCUCUGGGACCAAGAUCCCGACUCUGUUACCGGGCCGUACCUUGACCGUCACUCAUUCCUCCUCUACCUCUGAAAUUUCACUGAACAAUGUCAAAAUCAGUAGAAGAUUUCCGAUCUUCGAUGAUGGUUCUCUGAUUGUCUUCGGAGUUCCAGAGUUCUUCGAUCCCAAUUUUCAAGCUCCCGGACCCGGUAAUAGCCCGAGGUUUGGUCCAAGAUGCAAAUCGUUGCCAUCGAAGGCUGCCGCCAUGGGGUUUCCGGGAGCUUCUUGGUUUAAAGAAGCCAGUAGAGAUUUGAGGUCCAAUGGGUACUCAUCCAUGGCUUCGUUUCUGGAUUUGCAGUUGUUGGGGUUCAACAAGGACCCGACUACAAUGACUGUGUUUGCUCCUAAUGACAUGGCCAUGGCGAAUCGUCCAACCGAUCAGGCUCAAGACCCAUCAAUCUUUCUACGACAUGUCGUUCCUUGCAAGCUUCUUUGGAGUGAUUUGAUCAAUUUCACUGAUGGAACGGUGUUGCCUACAUACUCGGAUGGGUUCACCAUCACCAUUACCAGAUCGGGUAGUACAUUGAUGAUUAAUGGAAUUCCUGUAACCGUUUCCAACCUCCAUUAUAGUGAUUCUGUCGUUGUUCAUGGCCUAAAUGAGCUUCUUACUGGACAAGCAACUACAUCUGGGUCAGGUUAAAGCAAGACUGAAAAUGAUGCCAUGUUAAACACUUCAAAUCAUGUCUUAGCUUUUAGAAAGAAAUUACACACUUUUCAUUUGCAAUAUUAUACAUAGUUGAAUUGCUAUAAAGUACAGAAUAUAAAGAUAAUUGUUUUUUGGCACUGCUUUUAUUCAUUGAGAAAGUAAAGUAACUUACACAA